Molecule: messenger RNA, 857 nt
Organism: Humulus lupulus (European hop)
Lineage: Eukaryota; Viridiplantae; Streptophyta; Magnoliopsida; Rosales; Cannabaceae
Exons: 3
Coding region: 447-857 (136 amino acids)
Source: RefSeq, a predicted model, not a curated record
CAUUGUUUGUACUACUUCAUUAUCUUUUUUUGUUAAAAAAAUAUAUUGGAUAUGUGAUGAAGGGUGUACAUAUUAGCUUAGUUUUAUAAUUGAUAUGUUAACAAUCUUGUUUUUAUUGAAGAUUACAGUCAUGGUGCAUAAUCACUUCAAGUCAAUUUCCUUAGACUCAUAUAUUCAAAUAGAUCUUAUUAUAGUGUUUGGGUGAUGAUAUUUUUAUGUAAAUUUGCUUUCUAUUAGCGUUUUUAGGUGGAUCGACUGUCCAAUUAUCCAAGCUCAACUCUUAUACACUCUAUUUCUUGGAUUCCAGGACACGGACGAAAGUACCAAGCAUUAGAGAUCCACAACAACCGAUUCAACGACGGUUGAUUAUUCACGAAUCUAGUCCGGAGUCGUGCUCAAAAUCGUCGGAUUCUAGUGUGCCACCAACACCUCCAGCAAACACAACAAUGACUCAAUCAGAUAAUGAGGUACAUAAUGAAGAAGAGUCAGUGACAUGUUCUGAGAAACAAUCAGAAUCACAUGUUGAUGAACAAUCAAAUUCUUCCUCUGUGCCACAACAGAAUACACUUCCAAUCGAAAAGAUUCCUCGAUUGAAGCCUAUAUUAGAGGAGAAUGAACACUUUGAGUGCAAGAUAGGUGUAAAAAGUAAGAUGGAUGAUGUCACAAAACUUAUCAAUGAUGUACUAAAGAAUGACCCGACCAACUUAAAAUUGUUCAAGGAAUCUCCACUCUGCCACUUUCUUGAACUUAAGAACUAUGAACAUUCAAAUCAAGUGAUGUGGUUAUUACUCAUUCAAGAAGCCAACUAUGAUAGAGAAUCAGAGAUGUGGUUUGUUGUUAAUGAGGUACCGAUCUGA